AUGCAGCGCUCAGACGGCUUAGCCCGCCCCUUGGCCGCGUGCCAGCACGCCCACCAACGUUCGCGCCGGGACCGAAGAGGGCUUACGCGAUAUUGCAGAUCACAGCCAGCCAUACAGAAUCCCCCAUUUCUAAUUCCCUUCAUCUCCUUGCGCUAUCGAUCUUGUCGAAAAGGUCGCCAGGUUAGAGAGAAAUUACCCUAA
Messenger RNA from Necator americanus (New World hookworm), 201 nucleotides. RefSeq lists its product as uncharacterized. The record is from RefSeq and is a predicted model, not a curated record. Lineage: Eukaryota; Metazoa; Nematoda; Chromadorea; Rhabditida; Ancylostomatidae. The coding region runs from base 1 to 201 and encodes 66 amino acids. The transcript is spliced from 2 exons.